Molecule: messenger RNA, 705 nt
Organism: Panicum virgatum (switchgrass)
Lineage: Eukaryota; Viridiplantae; Streptophyta; Magnoliopsida; Poales; Poaceae
Exons: 1
Coding region: 96-440 (114 amino acids)
Source: RefSeq, a predicted model, not a curated record
ACACCGGCCUACACCCCUCACCCAGUCGCCAGAGCGCAACCUCAAUCGACGAACUCUUCCCCUCUCCGAUCUCGACGAGCACCAAACCGGGCUCGAUGCGGGCGAUCUCGUCGGCGGCGGGUGGGAUGCUGCGGGCGCGGCUGCGCGGGGCCGCGCGCGUCCGCGGCGGCGGCGAGGGGGCCGGGCGAUGGACGACCCCGGGGCACGAGGAGCAGCCCAAGGGGUAUCUCUUCAACAGGCCGCCGCCGCCGCCGGGGGAGUCGCGCGAGUGGGAGGACUGGGAGCUGCCCUGCUACGUAACCUCCUUCCUCACCGUCGUCAUCCUCGGCGUCGGGCUCAACGCCAAGCCCGACCUCACCAUCGAGACCUGGGCGCACGAGAAGGCGCUCGAGCGCCUCCAGCAGCAGGAGCUCGCCGCCGCCGAAGCCCAGGCUGAGUGAUCCACGCGUCUCAGGUCAUCCCGAACCCUAGGCUGCCUCUGAUUUGCUUCCAAUAAGAUGGUUGCGAUGUGUGGUCCCGAACUUCUGAUGUGGAUGGAACACAGGCUGAACACUAUGAUGUUGUUUCUGUUUCAUUUUGAAAUUUUCCCGAUGAUGAUGGCGCAUGCCCUGAACAUUUCUGAAAUGUUUCACAGUUGUAUUAUCCUCUUCAUCCUUCGGUUGUACUACUACUACAUGACCACAGUUAGGACUGUACUUGUCUCUA